AUGACAAAAUUUGAACAUCUUCCGAAUGAAGUAAUAUAUGAAAUAUUCGAUUGUCUUGAUGUUUGUCAUGCAUUCGAAGCUUUUUUCAAUCUAAAUAUUCGUUUUCAAUAUUUAUUAAUAAAUUCUCCAUUAUUUCUCAAAAUUGAUUUUUCUUGUAUAUCAAAAUCAAAUUUUCAAAAUUGUUGUACAUACAUAAUACAACCAAAUGUACAUCGUAUUGUAUCACUUCGUUUAUCGAAUCCACUCUCUAUUGAUUUAUUUCUCACAUUAUUUUCUUUUAAUGCAUCAUUUAUUCAGUUAGAAUCUCUUAUUUUUACUCAAAUUAAUUUUAAAAAACUUGAACCUAUUCUAACUAGUUUAUCAUCAUUACCUCGUCUUUAUUAUCUUACUAUUAAUAAUAAUAUUGAAGUAUGUGAUUCAAGUGAAAUUUAUCGUCUUAUAUUUCGUUUACCAGUUUUAAAACAUUGCAUUAUAUCACCAAAAUUUUAUGGUGGAAGUCUAUCAUUACAUACUGCAAAAAAUGAGAGUAGUCCAAUUGAAUAUCUUAGUAUUAAUCGACAUUGUUCUUUAAAUCAACUUAUGUCACUUAUUUCAUAUACACCUAAACUUAAUCAUUUAUCUAGUCUUUCUAUUAGUGAAACAUCUAAUGCAAGAAUAAAUAAUAUAUCAAUGACAUAUCCUAAAUUAACUCGUAUUUCUUUAAAAUUAUGGCGUAUGUCAUUUGAUAGUUUUAAAUUACUUUGUUCAAAAUUAUUUUAUCAUCUUGAAGUAUUAAGUAUUUGUACAAGAGCAGAUGAUCAUUAUUUAAUAGCUGAUCGAUGGCAACAAUUAAUUAUAAAUCAUAUGCCUAAUUUACGUAUAUUUGAUUUUCAACAUUAUUGGGAACCACUUGAUGAUAAUAAUACUGAACAACGUACAUAUCAUUUAUUAAUUGAUCGUUUUACUUCAUCAUUUUGGAUUACUCGACAAUGGUUUUUUGCGCAUCAACAUUUUUCACGUCGGGGUAUUCGUGAUGCUGUUUUCUAUUCUACUCAUCCAUAUAGAAAUCUUUAUGAAUUACAUGAACGUGCACAUAAUGAUGCAUGUCCACGUCGUGACGAAGGCAAAAACUUAGCUCGUCGUGUUAAUAUUGAUGAUUAUCGUGCAGCUACAAAUUGUUCACUUCAAUUUCCAUGUGCGACUGAACUUUCUCUUUGGGGCAAAGGUGCUCGAGGCAAUUUUUCAUUUAUUGCUGAUCUUAGUCAUAUGUUUCAUUUCUCCAAGUUAACACAUUUUAGUGUUCAAUGUCCAGAUUUUGGUCUUGCUCAAUUAAUUGAACUUUUAAAUCAUCUACCAAAUGUUCAUUCAUUAAUACUCUAUGCAAAUACAUCUUAUUUAUCUAGUGAACAAAUUCAACCUAUUCAUUUUGUAUCAAAUAAAAGUCGAAUUUCAAAUGUAACAAUUCGUGGUCGAUGUACAAUUCAACAAAUUCAUCUAUUAAUGAGUCUUUGUCCACGUGUUAAAUGUCUUGAAAUAGAAAUUGAUGAAGAUCAACUUGAAUUAAUUGUUCGAUUUUUAUUGUUUGAAAAAACAAAUCAUAUACAAUCAGAUUCUUUAAAAACAAAAGUUUCAUUUUUAAAAGAAUUUGAUUGUUUGCAAAGAAAAUUUUUAUAUUUAUUUUCACGUACACAAAACAAAAAACUUACACCGUCAGAUGAUUUAUCUACUUUUAUGUUAAGUCAACAAUCUUCCAAUAAUAAUCUUUUCUCGUUAUGUUUUUUUAAUCCAAAACCAGGAAUGGAACAAAAACUUCAACGUAUGAUUAGUCGAGAAAAAUUACUCAAUGAUUAUUCCAUUGGAUCUGUGUUUAAUUAUUUGUAUUUAUGGUGGUAG
Molecule: messenger RNA, 1872 nt
Organism: Rotaria sp. Silwood2
Lineage: Eukaryota; Metazoa; Rotifera; Eurotatoria; Philodinida; Philodinidae
Source: the annotation of a GenBank genome assembly